AUGCCUGAGGCUGAACAGACCACCGAUGGCGAUUACGAAUUCCUCGACGACUAUACUUUUGAAGCGGUUAAUUAUGAGAGAUAUAUGUCAUGGAAGAAAGGAGAUGGCCACGUAAUUUUGGGUAUAAGAAAACUUAAGGCAGAUUCAAAUGAGGAGAAUGGAAUUGUUCAUCCAGGAUGGAGCGUCAAGGUGAAAAAUGUGGAUUUCAAAUUGGUGAAAACUAUUACCUAUUGA
Messenger RNA from Sclerotinia borealis F-4128, 234 nucleotides. The record is from the annotation of a GenBank genome assembly. NCBI's taxonomy places the organism in Eukaryota, Fungi, Ascomycota, Leotiomycetes, Helotiales, Sclerotiniaceae.